AUGGACUCGACAGAAAGCAAGGAAGAACACAAAUCUGAACCGCUCACAGCAGCCUGUUGGCUUCGUGUUCACGUUCCCGUUGAGAUCACGCCACAGAACGACAAGGAAAGUGUCCUGGGUGGUCUCGCACACCUCCUCGUGUACAUGCGACAGAAGGUGCAAGCCGACAGACGUUUUGCCCUUGGCCUACUUCUGUGUCGUACGGACUUCUUCGUCUAG
Sparassis crispa is the source of this 219-nucleotide messenger RNA. RefSeq lists its product as hypothetical. Bases 1 to 219 code for a protein of 72 amino acids. Lineage: Eukaryota; Fungi; Basidiomycota; Agaricomycetes; Polyporales; Sparassidaceae. The transcript is spliced from 2 exons. The record is from RefSeq and is a predicted model, not a curated record.